This is a messenger RNA of Aspergillus affinis, 999 nucleotides long. RefSeq names its product sterol desaturase family protein. The coding region runs from base 1 to 999 and encodes 332 amino acids. Gene Ontology annotation, biological process: ergosterol biosynthetic process. The record is from RefSeq and is a predicted model, not a curated record. Lineage: Eukaryota; Fungi; Ascomycota; Eurotiomycetes; Eurotiales; Aspergillaceae. The transcript is spliced from 2 exons. Gene Ontology annotation, molecular function: C-4 methylsterol oxidase activity; iron ion binding.
AUGCUGGACGCCCUCUUCUCGCUGCCAAUCAUGACUGUCCUACUCAUUCCGGCCCUGUCGUCCUAUAGCACGACUCUGAAUUUCAUCUUCUUCUACAUGACAUGGACAACCUUGGUACUGUCGCACACGCCCCUCCGCGUUGAAUUGUUCGGCACCAUCGCCGUGCGCGUGAUCUUCUGCUUCUUACCAUCGUUGCUGUUCUUCCUAUUCGAUAUCCUCACGCCCUCUGCUGCGGCGUUUAUCAAAGUUCAUGGCGAAGCUGGUCUUCCUAGUGGUGGUCGACGGGCCAGACUCCGACUGGAGACUGUCAAAGUGGCCGGAUGGUCACUGCUGAAUAUCUUCCUGAGCGUUGUGGUGCAGGCGGCCAUCGAGAAACUUCGAAUCGAUGGCAUGCGCAUGCGCAGCGCGGUGAAGGUGUCUAUCAAAUUGCCCAUGCCGUUCGAGAUCGUCAAGGGACUGCUUGCUGCUCUUUUGGUCCGCGAGGUCCUCGCAUACUUUAUCCACCGCUACCUCCUGCACUCCCGAGAUCGCCGACUCUCCUUCAUCACCAAAAUCCAUCGCUCCUGGUACCACUCCCUUCGCAUCCCCUUCCCCCUCACGGCGCACUACGACCACCCCGCCCUCUACCUCCUCGGCACGUUCCUGCCGACGUACACUCCCGCCGUGCUGUUCCGCAUCCACAUGCUCACCUACCUGUUCUACAUGGCGUUCGUCUCCCUCGAAGAGACCUUUGCCUUCUCCGGCUACUCCGUCAUGCCCGGCAAGUUCCUCCUCGGCGGUAUUGCCCGUCGCACCGAGAUCCACCUGUUCAGCGGCGCGGAGGGUAACUUCGGGCGCUUCGGUCUGAUGGAUUGGGUUUGUGGGACGCUGGUUGCGGACGACGAGGAUGAUGAGGGUGGGCAGCGCAAGGAUCUGGCGGAUAAGGUGCAGCGGGCGGUAGAUGAGAGUACGAGCCGGAAGUUCUAUGAUCGGAGCCGGUUCAAGAAGAAGGGAAAUUGA